Messenger RNA from Prunus persica (peach), 1862 nucleotides. RefSeq names its product UPF0481 protein At3g47200. The coding region runs from base 127 to 1770 and encodes 547 amino acids. NCBI's taxonomy places the organism in Eukaryota, Viridiplantae, Streptophyta, Magnoliopsida, Rosales, Rosaceae. The transcript has 2 exons. The record is from RefSeq and is a predicted model, not a curated record.
CUAUCUAAUAUUAUUUUAUCUUCAGAGUUUGUCUAAAAUUAACUAAAGGCAAUAAUAUUAUUAACUCAAUUGACCUUCAGGGAAGCUCCGAUUAGCGAUCGCCGGGCACAAAGGGAAACUUUUGGGAUGAGUACGUCUAAAGGAAAAUUUCAGCUUAUCUCCUCCUCCGCUCUGAUCUCCGGCAUGUUCGGCUUAAGCAAUCAGGAAGCCGAGGGAAGUCUUGCAGCAGACGAGGAUGCAGAGACACAGAAAAGUGCGUGGAAGAAGACGCUUAUUAGUAAGCUGGGGAAUGUACAUCAGAGAGAAUACUUGAGCAUCUAUGGCCGCGGAAGAAAGAAAAAAAUAAGAGGGGAUUAUUGCAUCUACAGAGUUCCAGAUAAACUUCGAAAAGUCAAGGAGGAUGCCUACCUCCCUGGCGUUGUCUCAAUCGGACCAUUACAUCAAGACAAGCAGAAUCUGGCACCCAUGGUCCAAUACAAAUGGUCUUACUUGGUAUCCUUUCUUGAUCAGCAACCAAAAGAUGCUGAACCAAAACAUUCUAGAAAAUGCGCUACAAAAUGCUUGAAAGAGUGCAUCGAUGCUAUUCAUGGUUUAGAUGAAGUAAUUCGCCAGUGCUAUACUGAAAAGAACAACUACACAGAGUAUGAGCUUGCAGAAAUAAUGUUACUUGAUGGUUGCUUCAUAUUGGAACUUUUCCUUAGGUUCGACCGCAACUUAAAUUAUAUGAAGCAAGAAGAUCUCAAUUCUGAUCCAGUAUUGAGAAGUGCUUGGAUGACUGCAGCUCUUCAGCAUGAUCUGGCAUUACUGGAAAACCAGAUCCCCUUUUUUAUUCUCGAACUUUUGUAUGAUACAAUCAAGCCUUAUGUCACCAAGUGCAAACCACCAGACUUGGUGGCUAGCCUUGCUCUUAACUUCUUCCACCCUUUGAGCCAAAAGAAGUUCAUCAACGAAGAGCCCGAGGGCACAGGGUUCAAGCAUUUGCUAGAUCUCUUGCACAAAUUCUAUUUCCACCCAUCUGGUGGUCACUUGUCAAUCCCGGUGGAAUCCAUUUCCGGGAAUGAACAUCGUGCCGGAGGUGCAGUGCAAGAAGUAAUUUCAUGCCUUGUCAGGAAAAUAACAAGAGGAAAGCAGACUCCAUGCCUUCCUCGUCAUCAUCCACGCGAUCCAAAAGGUGAUGAAAAGUGGGGCUUCAAGUAUUGCGCUUCAGAUCUUUUGGAGUCUGGAAUCGAGCUUCAAGUUGGGUCAAGUAUGCAGGACACUUUGUUGGAAAUAACUUUCAGGCGUGGUGUAAUUAUAAUUCCCCAAGUGCGGAUUUACGAGACAACCAGCUCACUCUUGAGGAACCUGAUUGCUUAUGAGCAAUGUAGUCUUAGCAGUACGCAUAGCGUUACAUCAUAUGCCUUCCUCUUGAAGAGUCUCAUCGGUUCCUCACGGGACAUCAACCUGCUCCGGACAAGAAAUAUCAUAGAGCAAAAUAAUCGGAUGGGAGACAAAGAAUAUUUUGCUCAAUUCGAAAGCAUUCUAGAUCAAGUUGCUAUGAAGGACGACUUCUGCUUUGGUGCUUUGUUCGACCAAGUGAAUAAAUACCGUACGUCCUGGUAUAGUUUGAGCAGACUUCGAGUAUUUUUGUCGGUGCAAUGUCAAAGACAAAAAAGAAUCCUUUGCACCACAUAUUUCUCUACUACAUGGAAAGUCAUAUCACUCAUGGCUGGAAUUUUCCUUCUCCUCCUCACUUCCAUACAGACAUACUACACAAUUCACCCUCGCUGACACUUUUUAGUUAAUUCUUACCUCUCUUUUUUUUCUUUCUUUUUUUGUGUUUCUUACUAAAAAUUAGGGUUCCGUUGCGCAGUUGGACCAUC